Messenger RNA from Helicoverpa zea (corn earworm), 1408 nucleotides. It is a transcript of the gene BGRP4, whose product is annotated as beta-1,3-glucan-binding protein-like. Gene Ontology annotation, molecular function: hydrolase activity, hydrolyzing O-glycosyl compounds. The coding region runs from base 16 to 1308 and encodes 430 amino acids. Lineage: Eukaryota; Metazoa; Arthropoda; Insecta; Lepidoptera; Noctuidae. Gene Ontology annotation, biological process: carbohydrate metabolic process. The record is from RefSeq and is a predicted model, not a curated record. The transcript has 9 exons.
UAAAGAAACAGUUCGAUGAAGCGUGUAAACGUGCAUCAGUAUUGUCUCGGUUCCACUUGGUUGGGUUUGUUUGACCACAUUGUGACUUCCCACUUUACAAGCUGGCUGUUAUUAAUACAGGAUACAUACCAUGUGAUAGAGCAGAACUUGGCAGUUCUUCGUGGUUUAGAUCGUUCUGAAAUGUGGUCGGUGUUACUGGGUGUGUUAGCGGUCGCAUCCCUGGGGGCAGCGUGCACCCCUAGCGUGACGACAGUGAGUGGGACACACGCGCCUGCCACCGUCUGCUCUGGCGCGCUCAUUUUCGCUGAUGACUUCGAUUCUUUCGAUCUCGAGAAAUGGCAGCACGAGAACACUUUAGCCGGAGGUGGUAACUGGGAGUUCCAGUACUACAACAACAACAGAACAAACUCCUUCACCCACAGCGGACGUUUGUUCAUCCGUCCCUCUUUGAUGUCAGACCAGUUCGGUGAACAGUUCCUGAGCUCUGGACACUUAAACGUUGAGGGAGGAGCACCCGCCGACAGAUGUACAAAUCCUCAAUGGUGGGGUUGCGAGCGUACGGGAUCACCUUCAAACAUUCUGAACCCAAUCAAGAGUGCACGUAUCCGAACUGUCAAUUCCUUCAGCUUCCGUUAUGGCCGCGUUGAAGUUCGCGCUAAAAUGCCCGCUGGAGAUUGGCUUUGGCCAGCUAUCUGGCUGAUGCCAGCCUACAACACAUACGGCACUUGGCCCGCAUCUGGAGAGAUCGACUUAGUCGAGUCUCGAGGCAACCGUGCCAUGACUUUCAACGGAGUCCACAUCGGCACACACGAAGCCGGCUCCACCUUGCAUUACGGACCUUACCCUGCAAUGAACGGUUGGGAACGCGCUCACUGGAUCAGAAGGAACACUGCUGGAUACAACAGCAAUUUCCACCGCUACCAGCUCGAGUGGACCCCAGACUACUUGAGAUUCAGUAUUGAUGACUUGGAACUGGGACGUGUGACACCCGGCAACGGUGGUUUCUGGGAAUUCGGAGGCUUCAACAGCAACCCCAACAUUGAGAACCCCUGGAGAUACGGAAGCAAGAUGGCGCCCUUCGAUGAGAAGUUCUACCUUAUUAUCAAUUUGGCUGUGGGCGGCACAAACGGUUUCUUCCCCGAUGGUGUCAGCAACCCCAAUCCUAAGCCCUGGUGGAACGGAUCACCAACGGCCGCAACCGACUUCUGGAAUGGCCGUUGGGGAUGGCUUCCUACCUGGAACUUGGGCGUUAAUGAUGGACAAGAUGCCUCGCUACAAGUGGACUACGUUCGCAUUUGGGCUUUGUAAAAAUAUUUACUUGUUUGUUUAUUUUUUAUUUUUGUCAUGAGUCAAGAUGCUCUGUGUACAUAAACGACUGAAAUUACAAUAAAACAUUUUUAUAAAGUUA